Cyphellophora europaea CBS 101466 is the source of this 999-nucleotide messenger RNA. RefSeq lists its product as uncharacterized. The record is from RefSeq and is a predicted model, not a curated record. Gene Ontology annotation, cellular component: mitochondrion; succinate-CoA ligase complex (ADP-forming). The transcript is spliced from 3 exons. Gene Ontology annotation, biological process: tricarboxylic acid cycle. The coding region runs from base 1 to 999 and encodes 332 amino acids. NCBI's taxonomy places the organism in Eukaryota, Fungi, Ascomycota, Eurotiomycetes, Chaetothyriales, Cyphellophoraceae. Gene Ontology annotation, molecular function: succinate-CoA ligase (GDP-forming) activity; succinate-CoA ligase (ADP-forming) activity.
AUGCAGGCACUCAGGACCAGUGCCUCGUCGGCGCUGCGGCAAUCCCAGCGCAGAACCUAUGCCUCCGCUAGCACCCCGUACUCCGAGACUGCGAAGAACCUCAUGAUUGGUGCUCAUACCAAGCUCUUGGUUCAGGGUUUCACCGGAAAGCAAGGUACCUUUCACGCCCAAGGUGCCAUCGACUAUGGCACAAAUGUUGUCGGUGGCACGAACCCGAAGAAAGCUGGCACGACACAUCUCGAUCGACCCGUCUUCGCGACCGUUGCGGAUGGUAUCAAGGAAGCCGGCGCCAAUGCUUCAGCCAUCUUCGUUCCUCCUCCUCUAGCCGCCAAAUCGAUUGAAGAAGCCAUUGAGGCUGAGAUGCCUUUGGUUGUAUGCAUCACGGAAGGUAUUCCUCAGCAUGACAUGGAGUACACAAGACUAACACAGCCAGACAUGCUCAAGACCCAGAACAAGACACGACUCGUUGGCCCCAACUGCCCCGGACUGAUUCGCUCCGGUGUUUGCAAGAUUGGUAUUAUGCCUGGCUUCAUCCACAAGCAGGGGCGCAUCGGCAUCGUCUCUCGCUCUGGUACCCUCACUUACGAAGCCGUCAACCAGACCACUCAGAUCGGUCUCGGCCAGUCCCUAGUAGUUGGCAUUGGCGGUGAUCCGUUUUCUGGCACCAACUUUAUCGACUGCCUGAAGGUCUUUAUGGAGGAUGACUCUACGGAAGGUGUGAUUAUGAUCGGCGAGAUCGGCGGUUCCGCUGAGGAGGACGCAGCCGACUUCCUCAAGAGUGAGAACGUCAAAGGAAAGCCCGUUACAGCUUUUGUGGCUGGAAUUAGCGCUCCCCCAGGUCGACGUAUGGGUCAUGCCGGUGCCAUUGUGAGCGGAGGCAAGGGUGGUGCCGACUCCAAGAUCAGCGCGCUCGAGGGUGCGGGUGUAAAGGUCGAACGCAGUCCGGCUGCUCUGGGCAAGUCACUCUACGAUCAAUUUGUGGCAAAGGAUCUGAUAUGA